Paramormyrops kingsleyae is the source of this 1500-nucleotide messenger RNA. NCBI's taxonomy places the organism in Eukaryota, Metazoa, Chordata, Actinopteri, Osteoglossiformes, Mormyridae. The record is from RefSeq and is a predicted model, not a curated record.
CAUUUUCCAAUUCUGACAUUAUCCCUAUACAUCAGCCAGAAGGUUCACAGUUCAGAGCUUUUUGCGCCAAGUUUGUACAACUUCAGAAAGCGGUACAACAAUUUCCAUCCCAAUCGGAGCCUGGGAAAAGGACCUAUCAUCUACAACAAACACAGAAUUCCGGACCCAGGUUUGGCAAGACAACACAAGAUCAUGACUACGGUAAAGCAUUUUUCAACAAAAUCAACUGGCACAGAGAUGAUAAUGAUUGUAAAGGCUUCCCUGAAUGAAGAGAAGCUUCUGAGUGCUGACCUGAGUGCUGGACUGGAGUUUGCCAAAGAGAGGCUCAGACACAUGUUACCAGCCAAAGUAGAAGAGGCCACACUGAUUGUUGAAGGAGAGAACCUCAUGGUAAAAAUACAACCCGAUAGAAGCAAUGGAGUUUGCUUCUUGGUCAGGUUUGUUUCUGGCUAUCUUCAGCUUCAACAGCAUGUGCUUGUAGGGGACAAGCUCACAAAGGAUAACAUACAGGAACAUGAUUUUAUUGAGCACCGAUGUCGAGAUCAGACAAAUCCCUGCUUUAGACAGGCAAAAAUACUCCUGGGUGAGAAGUCAUGGAACAACACAGAACUCAGAAUUGAAUGCAAUAAUUUGUCUAUCAGAUUCUCCACAAAUUUUAUUGACAUGAAUGCCAAGGUUUUCUUAGUGAAGCCUACACUCAGAUUUCCAUAUCAUCAUUUCAGUAGAAUUAAAGACGUACUCCAGACUAAGUGCUGGUUGGAGCAGGAGAUGCCCGACAAGAAGGGUUUGCUAGAAUGUGUAAUUCAUCUGUUGAAAGAAUUUUCAAUAACAGAGCAGGGCAAAAAAUUUCAGUGGAUUCUACAGGGUGAUGGGGAAUGUUUGGAGUUGACUACUGUACGUCGAGAUCCAACAUAUUAUUUAAUAUAUGUUUCCGGAAACGUGAUCAAACUACAAAAUCAGAUGCAGGACUCAGAUUACGAUAUCCUUUAAUGAAAUAAUAGCUUAGGGUGCCAUUUAAUUCAGUAUUUUAGGUGGUGUGCUGAGCAGGUCAGACCAGUUCUCUUUUUCCAAGGCUACAGUUCUGGGGGAUCCCCUCAUGUUCCCGUGGGUACGUCCCUCCGGUAUGUCUUGGGUCUGCUCCUGGCCUCCACUCAGUGGGAGUACAGUAAAUGUUCCUACAGUAUAUUUCAAAGUGUUAAUAUGCACACUUUACCAAAGUACUUCCACUGGGGGCAGCUUUUAUCCACUGUUCAAAUAAUGAAUCUAUCAAGUUUCUGCACAGGAACUUGUGCAUUGUUCACUGUAAGCGGAAGCAGGAAUAUUUGCAGGGUAUGUUCGCAAAUUAAGCUAUAUCCUUAUUUUUGAGUCCUGUGUGGUUAAUAAUCAGCAUAUCUUAAUCCUACUCAUUUGGAAAUGUUUUUAAGAGUGAUGUGUUUUAGCCAAAUCAUACAAGCUCUUUAUGUGACACUCAAAAUAAAUAUACAAUGCAUAUUAACUUAA